AUGACUUCCAGCCAAGGCAGGAGCGCCGUCAGUGCAACAGCAAAAGACCGGGAUGACUUGCGUGACACAAUCAUAUUACUGGCAACCAACCACAAACUCAUGGAUCUUUCCCCGUCAGCUCUGUUGAGACAACUACCGAAAUACUUCGGCAAGAACGCAGCCAAAGUGAUGUAUGAGCAAAUCAUCUGGCACAUAGCCACUGACUAUGAGUGGCUCGUCGCCUCCGAAGGGCUCAAAACCAGCCAUAGCGCCGUAGAAGAAUACAGGACCAGAUACACUGCGGACCCGCUACGACUGAGACACGAACUCCAAGCACUGGCCACACUUCCUGGAGCACCAGCAUUUGCAUUCUCCGCUGCAGUCGAGCACGACUUCCACAUUUGCGCUGCUCGAUAUGGCGCGGAGAUUUUCCCAGACCCAGGAGUUUGGCACCGUGAUCUCGAGGCCCUCACGUUCUGCCGCCUUCUCAUGGCGGGGCCGCGGGAUGAGCGCAAUCGAGGAUGCGAAGUGGUUACGGAGGCGCAGAGGAAUGGGCUGAGAUUGAAGAAGCAGCGCUCUGAACGCCUCAAUUAUAGUUGCUACCCUUUCGGACGCAGUUCCCGCAGUCCUGGUCCAGGGAAUGCAUGGCUUUUCAAGUUUAUGGUCUUGCUCGCCGAGGAUCACUCAAAGCGAACGUCGUUCCUUCUGGUGAGGAGGGUGGUCAAUGAGUACCUGCCAGAAGAGUUGAUUGAGAUGAUCCGGGAAUUUUACAUGGAGGAUAAGAUCAAGGAGAUGACGAGGUUGAAAGAAGAGUAUGAGUGA
Molecule: messenger RNA, 801 nt
Organism: Zasmidium cellare ATCC 36951
Lineage: Eukaryota; Fungi; Ascomycota; Dothideomycetes; Mycosphaerellales; Mycosphaerellaceae
Exons: 2
Coding region: 1-801 (266 amino acids)
Source: RefSeq, a predicted model, not a curated record